Molecule: messenger RNA, 2181 nt
Organism: Callorhinchus milii (elephant shark)
Lineage: Eukaryota; Metazoa; Chordata; Chondrichthyes; Chimaeriformes; Callorhinchidae
Gene: eif2d
Product: eukaryotic translation initiation factor 2D
Exons: 15
Coding region: 181-2031 (616 amino acids)
Biological process (GO): formation of translation preinitiation complex; translational initiation
Molecular function (GO): translation initiation factor activity; RNA binding
Source: RefSeq, a predicted model, not a curated record
AAAGAUGGCGGAACUCCCGGCGGCGGCAGAUGUUUAGCCUCUGAGAGAGGGGCAAAUAAAAGGCAAAAACCUGGUUGCUCCGGUUAAUUGUCAGCGGCUUUUUUCUCUCUCCACAUAUAUACAUAUAUAUGCGUAAAAAUUCCUGGAGGGUAAAACGCCGAGCAGCGACGAGAGAGAGAGAUGUUUGUCAAACCUUUUCGUGUCAAAUCGAACACGGUCAUCAAAGGAUCGGACAGGAGGAAACUCAAAGCACAGGUGGUGUCUCUUUUCCCUUCGCUGUCCGGUCAUCAAUUAUCUCAACUUGUACCAAACAAGGAGGAGCUGAAUGUCGUGAAAAUCAAUUCACAUAAAGGCGAUGCAGUUACGGUGUUCGUCCUCAAUAGGAAUCCCAUCUUUUUUGAGGUGGAGAAACGGCUUUACCCAACAGUAUACACCUUGUGGUCUUAUCCUGAUUUGAUGGCUGCAGUUACCACAUGGCCUGCGGUGUUGGAGAAGCUUGCUGGAGGAGCAGAUCUCAUGUUACCCGGAGUAGUUGUGCCACCUUCUGGACUUCCUGACAUACUGCAGGGGGACCUUUGCGCCGUUAACCUUGUUGGAAGCAGAGCCCCAAUUGCCGUAGGCCUGGCCUGUAUGACAACAGCACAGAUGGUUGCAGCAAGAAUGAAGGGAAAGGGUAUCUCUGUCUUCCACACCUAUCACGAUCAGUUAUGGGCAUUUGGAGAAAGAAGUAGCCCCCCACUCAUUGCCCACAAGUUUUGUGAUCUUGGGGAGUCAGGAGAUCAGCUGGAAGUGGAGGAGGAGGAAGAGAGAGAAUUGUCUUUAAACGGAAUUAACAGUGGAAAUGAAGAAGCACCGAGAGACCUUAUGGAGGGUGAUAUACCAGAUGUUACAGAGGAUGAUGUCCCAGAUGUGCAUAAGCUAUGUUUGAACGCUGAAACUGAAUCGGAAGGUUUAAACUCUGGGACAGAUCGAGUAGGCGACUGUGAAACUUGUGCCAUCGACCCGGAUGGGGCUACGGAUAAUGCCACAGUUCAUCAAGAGAAUACAGAAGACACAGGAGCCACACAGGAACAGAUGGAUGAGCUGCUAUUGCAGUGCUUCCUUCACGCUUUAAAGUUUAAGGUGAAGAAAGAAGACCUGCCACUACUGACUAGCACGUUUCUGAGGAAUCGUAUGUAUCCUUGCUGCCCAGAAGGCAGACAAUUAGACAUUAAAAAAUCAAGUUAUAAGAAGCUCUCGAAAUUUCUCCAGUCCAUGCAGCAACGGCAGAUGCUGAAGGUGGACGAACUCUCCAAGGGCGUUGAGGGCAUCGUCAGCGUGAACUGGAAGCACGUGGACCUCAAGUCGUUCUGUGUCCCCGAAACAUGCACCACUGAAGAUGCAGCGAAGGUUGACGAUGGGGACAGCGAGAGCGUCUACCAGCCUCCAGAAUUCAAUUUCUACUACACCAUUCCCUCCAAACUGUUCCCCCUGUUUGAGCAUGCAGGGCUCAAAAGAGGUGCCACCCUGACCCAUGAAGACAUAAGAAGCAUCGUCAUAAAUUACGUCAAGUCCAAUGAAUUGAUGGACGACUGCAAUAAAAAUUAUGUGAUCAUUAAUCCUGUCCUCUGUGACUGCCUAUUGGAGAAGUCUGAGUAUCACACUGUAACUAAGCUAAAAUGGGAUGACUUCUUUGCCAGGUGCUUCAAGAGGCUCGAUCAAUGCCACGAGGUGGUUUUCCCUGGACAGAGACCGAUCAUUCGAAAGGGCAGCAUAGAACCGAUUGAUAUUAAUAUAGAUCGGGCUUCAAACAAGAAGGUGACUGUUGUCAAAAACCUUGAGCUGUUUGGCUUGGACCUCCAGAUGGUGAAGAUUGCCCUUCAGCGAAGAGCUCAGGCCACUGUAGCUGUCAAGCAAACUCAUGGAAAGGAUAAGUGGAUACUUUGGGCUCAAGGGAACCAGAUAGCUCAUGUUGGCAAGCUGUUGUUAGAAGAAUACAGAAUUCCUCAGAAAUAUAUUAAAGGACUGGAAAAGGCGCCCAAAAAAAAGUGACACUGCGUUUGAAUUCAGCUGUGAGAGAUCCAUCAGAAUCAUGAACAACUACCAGAUGUCUUUUCUUUAAGAAAUUUAAUAUAAAACAUUCUUCAGGUACAAAAUAAACUUUGCUGAACCACCAAUUAAAAAGAGCAUAUAUGAACAGUA